CUCGUAACACAGCCGCAAACACAGUCGUGAUAGGAAGUGGUACUUACGCGUUGUCUAAGUUCGGUCUCACCGGCCGAUUCCGCGGCUAGAUUUUAGAACCAGCUCUCGCGCAUAGAAUGUUCUUCCGUUAGCACAAGUGGCUGCAGACGAUCGUGAUCGAUGCGUGUGAGUUUGGUGUCAUUCGUGUCGCGAUUUUGUAGCACCACCUGAAGCAAGUGUGAGAUCGCUGCACUCGUUCGGUGCGGUGGCGUCGAAGCUGCUGUUCCACUGUAGAGAAAGCAUCAGUCGCAUCGGAGAGUGCAAGUAGUGAAUGUUUUGUUAUUUUUAAUGUUGGCCCUGUGCCAGCAGAAGGUUCAUUGUCAUCAACGAGACGGAUGUCGCACGACGUUCGGUUAGCGAUUGACAAGAAAAGCGAAAGCCUCGUCGGUUCGGUGGCCAUCAUCGUGUAGUGGUGCGAAACUUUCGUCAGCGGCAAAUUAAAAAGGAUCACCACGCAGUGCUCUACUGCUGCGGGCGCUUUUGGUGUGGCCGCGAGCAGCUUUUUCCUCGUGCCAUUUCUGCCCGAAACGCUGUCAAACAAGUGGUACAAAUCAUCGUGGCACACCAUAAACAACGCGCGUGGCAGUGCAUGUGACAAGGGGUACCGCAUCCAGUGUUUGGGUCACUCCCGGCCCCGAGUCCGAGAGAGCGAAGAACGGGUUCUGGUGAGAGAGCGUCGUCGGUAACCGGUCGCCACAAUGUUGGGCUUCGUCGAGAUACUAGUGUUUCUCUGUGUCGUUGGAUACUUGUUUAAAAACCAAAGGGCGAACGAUAUGGUUGACGUGAUAUCAAAUCGCAUACAGGAGGCGUACGGGUCCUUCCGAAUACCGAAUGUUUUCAGCUCCGCUACGGACACCGAACGGAAUGGCGUCUUUUCUGCCUUUGCUGCCCCGAAGCGUUACAAAGAUUUGGAACGGGAGCAACGGCAGCUCAACAAGGACAAUGAUCGAACGGUGCGACAGCAACGGCUGUUUCAUAUAAAGGAUACACCGACACCGCACGUACAACCGGAACAGCCGCACAUCCCCGGCCUGGCGUGCCCGUCCUGUUCGCCGAUCGAAAGUCGUCCUCAGCUGGACCAGAGUGACCGGCGGCGUCAUGCGAUCGACAUUCUGCGCGUGACAACGCAUGCCGGUUCCCACUAUGCCACUGCCACCGGGACUGGUGCCUUCGAUUGGGGCGUCUGGUGUCCCCAUCUGGCCCAGGCAACGCGUGUGAAGCGAUUCCCUUACCCGCAGAUGGCCGGUGCCGUUCUGCCGGACGACCGAGUUCUGGAAGCGCUGGAGUUGGCCGCCAAGGAGGCCACGAACGAAAAGCGGGCCCAGUUGGGGCUUGCCGAAGACGACGAAAGCUUCGACGAGGACAGCUACUUCAACGAGAUGCACCACAAACACGAACAGCGAGCGGCAAAGAUUUUGACCGGAAUGCGGUCCAAGAUCUCCAAUAUGGUGCUGCGCAUCACCUCGUGGGUACUGUACAAGCUGCUGCCGUGUUUCAUGUCGGGCGUAGCCGCCCACCCGGCCCAGGUUGAGAUGAUAAAGCGCGCCAUUGAGAAGAAUCCGAAUAUCCCUCUCAUUUUCCUGCCCCUUCACCGAAGCCAUCUCGAUUACAUUAUGGUCAGCUUCAUCCUGCUGAACAACGAUAUCAAAUGUCCACUGGUGGCGGGUGGGGACAACUUGCGGAUACCGGUGUUUGGGAGCAUCCUUCGCUACGACGGGGCGUUCUUUAUCAAACGCAAGAUUGAUCCGUUGACGGGCAAAAAAGAUCACGUGUACCGGGCGGUUCUGCACACUUACCUGCAGAAAUGUUUGACCGCCGGUCACAAUGUCGAGUUUUUCAUCGAAGGAGGUCGAACGAGGACCGGAAAGCCGUGUAUGCCCAAGAGCGGAAUUCUGUCCGUAAUCGUAGACGCGUUCAACGACAAGAGCAUCUCGGACGCUUUGAUAGUGCCAGUUUCUAUCAACUAUGAAAAGCUGGUCGAUGGCAAUUUCGUGCGCGAACAGCUCGGACAAAAGAAGAUACCGGAAAGCUUUGCUUCGGCAGCAAAGGCUAUCGUGAAGGUCCUGAAAGCCCGCUACGGAUUGAUGAGGAUCGACUUUAACGAACCGUUUUCACUCAGCGAGCUGGUAAAAUCGCUGCGCACCUCCGACACGGCACACAACUACUCACCGGAGAUGCGGCGUUUGCAACAUAAACCUUCCACCACGUCGCUUUUCGGUACGGAUGUCGUGCAGGAAGAGCAGGACCAGCGUCAAUUGAUUGACAAUAUUGCGCGCCAUGUAGUGUUCGACAGUGCACGCGCAACAUCGGUCAUGACGACGAACGCGCUCGCCUUCCUGCUGCUGAAUCGUUUCCGCGAUGGAGCACCGCUUUCGAUUUUGGUCGAAGCACUUGAUGAACUCCGCGCCGUGCUAAGUGGAGUCCGUGAUCUCGGGUUCACCGGGACGUCCGAGGACGUGAUACGCUACGCUGCCGACCUGCUUGGGCCCGGCCUCGUAACCCGCGAACUGCGCAACGGACAAACCUUCAUCAAACCGGUCGUCAUGAUACCGAACGUAAUCGAGCUGGCGUACUACUCGAACUGUUUGCUACCUCACUUUGCCCUGGAAUCGAUCGUCGUCACAUGUGCCUGUCUGAUCAAGCGGGACACGGAGCGCAAAAUGGACACCGGCGAAACGACGGUUGGGCGUAGCUCGCUACUGCAAAAGUGUAUGGAGUUUGCUGACCUCCUUAUGUACGAGUUCAUUCUGUGCAAACCGUGUCAGAAGCUUGAAACCGUACUCGAAAACUCGCUGGAAGGGCUGUGUGUUCAGAACAUUUUGUGUCAACCGAAGCAGGAGCUGACCGAGGAACAGCAACAGGCGCAACGGAUGUACCGAAACAUGGAUGGGCUGGACGUGGACGACGAGAUGGACGAUUAUUUCGAUGAUCGGCAAGUGUUCGAAGAAGACACCGAACGCGUACACUUUCCACCGGAGAAGCACUGCGAUCGUAUCGUGCUACAGUCGGUGCUCGCUCCGUUUACACACACCUACGCAGCGGUAGCGUCCACGCUGCACAAACUACUCGUUGUGGAGUCGGAGCCGUCUACUCACUGUGGAUCCAUGAUGGAAUCGGAGUUCAUCCAAUUGUGCAUCAAAGAAAUCAACGCCCGCGUUGAGCAAGGUACCUGCAAGUACGGCGAAAGCAUAUCCACGGACACGGUGCGAAAUUGUCUGAAAGUUUUUGAGAAACGAUCGUACAUCGAGACUACGAACAACAACGGUGUGAGACUGGUUUCGCUGCUACCACCCUUCGACUCGGAGGCAGAGGUGCAGAGUAUAGUGCACCAUGUAGAAUACUUUGUGCCAGUUUAGAAAUGCCAGGAACCCAGCCAGCACACCAAUGCACAAACACAAACAUUGAACCAACAGAACCGAUGUCCGCUGUAGGAGAGCAAACACAGACCAUGGAUGCUGUUUCCGCAGUGCGAAAUGGGUUUGUGUGAUGUUGUUUUUUUAAUCCCGAGAGACUGUUGAUGCUCCUUCAAAUAUCUCGUAAAACCGCGCAUAUGUUGCCCCAUGUGAUCACACGUGGGAAACAAACAAAGCAAGUACCAAACGCAACAGGAGGGCACACAUAAAUUAGAGACCCGCUACUGACGGCCCACUGGGUGGUAACCGGACUCAUGUUUGGCUUUUGUUUUUUUUUACGUAACGUACGAAUUUCCAUCCAAUGAAAAUUGCCAGUGAUUGACUGUUUUCUAUCCCAACGUUAAACGUUUCGUGACCACUAGGUUAUUCUUUGUACAACAUGUAGAUCGAUCGUUUCGCUCCAAGCAGUCGGAACAGAUCACUCGGUGAUCAGAAGCGACAUCUCGGAAGAUGGGCGCCUCCUUAGAGACUGUAAUAUAAUCGAAACCAACUAGGCGUGACCGAUUUGUAUUGUUUUCAAGUUAUCACGCAUCAUAGGUCAAUUAACCAAGUGUUAGAAUUUAUGCGAAACUGGAAAUAUAUGAAAUAAACAGUUCCACAGUGAACACAUAUC
This is a messenger RNA of Anopheles bellator, 4065 nucleotides long. It is a transcript of the gene mino, whose product is annotated as glycerol-3-phosphate acyltransferase 1, mitochondrial. The record is from RefSeq and is a predicted model, not a curated record. The coding region runs from base 738 to 3395 and encodes 885 amino acids. Lineage: Eukaryota; Metazoa; Arthropoda; Insecta; Diptera; Culicidae. The transcript is spliced from 8 exons. Gene Ontology annotation, cellular component: mitochondrial membrane.